This is a messenger RNA of Lycium ferocissimum, 840 nucleotides long. RefSeq lists its product as uncharacterized. Gene Ontology annotation, molecular function: nucleic acid binding. The coding region runs from base 1 to 840 and encodes 279 amino acids. Gene Ontology annotation, biological process: DNA integration. NCBI's taxonomy places the organism in Eukaryota, Viridiplantae, Streptophyta, Magnoliopsida, Solanales, Solanaceae. The transcript has 4 exons. The record is from RefSeq and is a predicted model, not a curated record.
AUGUGCAAGCUUCUUGAAAAAGAGGCAAAGUUUGUGUUUGAUGACAAGUGCCGAAAGACGUUUGAUGAAUUAAAAGGGCGCCUCACUACUGCUCCUGUUAUUAUUACUCCUGAUUGGUCCUUGCCUUUUGAGUUGAUAUGUCAUGCUAGUGGUUUCGCAAUAGAUGCUGUGCUUGGCCAGAAGUUUUCGGUCCUAUUUGUUGGGGUCCAAGGUUGUGGUGUGCCCCACCAUCAAGCGUUGAGGUAUUUGAUGGCAAAGAAUGGAAUGCUAGGCGUGACUGAUUCGUUGGGUCCUUUUGUUAUAAGAGAGUUUGAUUUCAAGUGCCAAAGGCAGGGGAAUAUUGGUAGGAGGCAAGAGAUGCCUAUGGACUUUGUAAUGGAGGUUGAAGUGUUCGAUGUUUUGGGAAUUGAUUUUAAGGGUCCCUUUAACAUAUUUACUCGUUUUGGUACCCCAAGGGCGAUAAUCAGUGAUAGUGGUUCUCACUUGUGCAAUAAGGCCUUUGCGAGAUUGAUGGAGAAGUCUGGAGUCAAGCAUAGGGUGGCAACCCCGUAUCAUGCUCAGACAAGCGGGCAAGUUGAAGUCUCUAAUCGGGAGAUAAAUAGUAUUUUAGCAAAGACAGUGAAUGCCAACAGAACUGAUUGGGCCCGCAAGCUCGAUGAUGCUCUAUGGGCCUACCGGACUGCCUUCAAGACUCCGAUUGGGACUUCUCCUUUCAAGCUAGUUUUUGGCAAAGCAUGUCACACCUCGCCGCCUGAACUUGAACAUAAAGCCAUGUGGGCCUUGAAGAAAUUGAAUAUGAAUUGGGAAAGCAACCAAGCUCGAGUUGUUUCAACUCAAUGA